Molecule: messenger RNA, 1455 nt
Organism: Vicia faba (fava bean)
Lineage: Eukaryota; Viridiplantae; Streptophyta; Magnoliopsida; Fabales; Fabaceae
Source: the annotation of a GenBank genome assembly
AUGGUUGGAAGUGUUGAUGUUUUGGUUGAUGAUUUAAGCAUUAACAGACCAGUUGAUGUAUUGCCUGAGGAUUUUGAUGUAUCCGCCAUUAUCAAAGAUCCUGUGCCUCCUGUAGUUGAAGACAUUAAUGACAAGGUGGAGGCUCAGUUUGCUGCAGGAAAUGAGAAAAGACAAAUAGUUCUGGGAAGAAAUAUUCAUACCUCGUGUCUUGAAGUUACGGAGCCAGAAGAUGAUGAUGACAUUACUGGGGAUCGUGAUGCUCAUAUGGCAAGUGUGUUGGCAAGAUACAGAAAAUCUUUAACUGAAAGGACAAAGUAUCAUUUAGGCUACCCCUAUAAUUUGGAUUUCGAUUACGGUGCACUCUCUCAACUUCAGCACUUUUCCAUAAACAACCUUGGAGAUCCAUUUAUUGAAAGCAAUUAUGGUGUCCACUCCCGGCAGUUUGAAGUUGGUGUUUUGGAUUGGUUUGCCAGAUUGUGGGAACUGGAGAAAAAUGAGUAUUGGGGCUAUAUAACAAACUGUGGCACAGAAGGCAAUCUUCAUGGCAUCCUAGUUGGGAGAGAGGUGUUACCAGAUGGGAUUUUGUAUGCCUCGCGGGAGUCACAUUAUUCAAUUUUUAAAGCUGCUCGUAUGUACCGAAUGGAAUGUGUGAAGAUUGACACUCUUAAUUCAGGCGAGAUUGAUUGUGAUGAUUUCAAGGCCAAACUUCUUUGUCACCAGGACAAGCCAGCAAUUAUAAAUGUGAACAUAGGUACAACUGUGAAAGGAGCUGUGGAUGAUCUUGAUCUGGUUAUACAGAAACUUGAAGAAGCUGGAUUUUCACAUGACAGGUUCUACAUCCACGUUGAUGGGGCAUUGUUUGGUCUCAUGAUGCCUUUUGUGAAACGAGCUCCAAAAGUAACUUUUAAGAAGCCUAUUGGAAGUGUGAGUGUUUCUGGCCACAAAUUUGUGGGGUGCCCCAUGCCUUGUGGGGUGCAGAUAACAAGAUUGGAGCAUAUCAAUGCUCUUUCCAGGAAUGUGGAAUACCUUGCAUCUAGGGAUGCCACAAUCAUGGGUAGUCGAAAUGGCCAUGCUCCCAUAUUCCUUUGGUAUACCUUGAACCGGAAAGGAUACAAAGGCUUCCAGAAAGAAGUACAGAAAUGCUUGCGAAAUGCAUUCUACUUCAAAGACCGCCUUAUCGAUGCUGGGAUUGGUGCAAUGCUUAAUGAGCUUAGCAGCACGGUUGUAUUUGAGCGGCCUCAUGAUGAGGAAUUUAUCCGCAAAUGGCAGUUAGCAUGCAAGGGGAACAUCGCUCAUGUGGUGGUGAUGCCAAAUGUCACUAUUCAGAAACUUGAUGAAUUUCUAAACGAGCUUUUGCAGAAGCGUGUUGCUUGGUUUGAAGAGGGGAAGUAUCAGCCGUAUUGUAUAGCAUCAGAUGUAGGUGAAAACAGUUGCCUAUGUGCUCUGCAUAAGUAA